Messenger RNA from Clarias gariepinus (North African catfish), 2732 nucleotides. RefSeq names its product COMM domain containing 2 (gene commd2). The transcript is spliced from 5 exons. NCBI's taxonomy places the organism in Eukaryota, Metazoa, Chordata, Actinopteri, Siluriformes, Clariidae. The record is from RefSeq and is a predicted model, not a curated record. Bases 110 to 709 code for a protein of 199 amino acids.
CACCAGAUCAUGUGACUUUUUAACAGCAACCAGUGGCAGCCAGAAUAUCUGUCUGCAUUUAUUAGAAAUAAUUUUAUGUUUUGUUUUAGAUAUCACAAAGACAGACAUUAUGUUGUUAGUGUUAUCAGACGAGCAUAAGGAGCACCUGGGGUUUUUAUCCGACGUGGACCCAGCAGUUGUUGGAGAGUUUGGCAGAAUUGCUGUGGAGUUCCUAAAGAAAGGCUCAAACCCUAAGAUCUAUGAAGGAGCAGCAAGAAAACUGAGUGUCCCAGCAGAGACUGUGCAGCAUGGUGUGGAGGGGCUGAUGUUUAUUCUUACUGAAAGUUCAAAACUUAUGAUUUCUGAAGUAGACUUUCAGGAUUCAGUGCUGGUACUGGGUUUUUCUGAGGAGCUCAAUAAACUCCUGCUGCAGUUGUAUUUGGAAAACAGGAAGGAGAUUCGGCAGAUUCUGAGUGAAAUUGCUCCAUCUCUGCCCUGUUAUCACAACCUUGAGUGGCGGCUUGAUGUGCAGCUGGCCAGCAGGGCUUUGAGACAGCAGGUAAAACCUACAAUUACCUUGAAGCUACAUAUGGAGAAUGGAGAGACACGGAGUGCCAGUGUUCUGCAGACAGACCCUGCCACGCUGCUGCAUCUUAUCCAGGAGCUAGAGCAGGCGCUCACUGAGGUCAAGAGCAACCACUGUCGCCGAAUCCUCCGCAACAUCAAAUAGGAUUGUACAAAAAGUGGACACUAGGUGGUGUGCCAGGUCACCUAACACAGUGCUCAGGAGCUGUUUGAACUCUUAGUUAAUGAACUGGUAUGUUGUGACAGGAAAAACAGGAAAAUUUACCUUAAGGACCAAACACAUGAAUGUACUGAGUGAGCUGUUGGAUACAGCUAUGGCUUAAGUGAAGUUCCUCAGUGUCAUGACCUAAAUCUAUAACACACACUUAAGAAAGAUAUGAAUGAUGUUAAAACCCGGAGUGUUUAUGCGUUAUGUGUUUUGACAAUUUAUGUUCUGCAGUUAUAACAUUUUGCCAGUAUUUUUUUUAACAUAUGGUAAAAUGCAUAUUUUGGGACCAUUCCAUGUAGUAAGGAAGAAGAGUGAAAUUAAUAUUCAUUUUCACUUUUAAUAAUGUUAAACAAAAAAUAUGGUGUAAAUCUAAACUCUAGCAACUCUAAGCAACUUGCUUUGCUGUUAUUGACUGUUUUAUAAAUUCAUUAAUACAUCCUUGUAGCAUCUUGUCCUCAUGUUAAAUCCUAUGAAUUGUGAGAAAGCUCAAGCUUUCAUUUGUAAAGGGAGAAAAAUUCAGGUCACAUUUUAUCUCCUGGUUAGAUCAUUAGAAAAUGUUCCUUGGGAGUGGGAUAAUGAUUAAUUUACUAAUCAUUCACUAAUCUUACACAGGAUAGAAAAGCGGUAGAAAGGUUAUCAGCUUGAACGUGCCCAUUUCUCAGCAGUUUUACACCUAUCGCUUCCACUGGAACAAAAGAACAAAACGCAAAGGUAUGUAAGAGGAUACAAAACCGUUCCCAGUGCCAAAUUCUCAGCAAGGUUCAUUGCCUUAUAAAUGCCCGUACCAACCUGUAGACAAUUGCACUCGAGUUGUUUAGUACUCAGGGUUAAGUGGUGUGUAAAAAGGAUUAAAACUACACAGGUGUUAAUUCCAGAGUCGGUUAGUGGCCAUUUAAGGGAUACUUAGCUGUUUUUCCCCUUUAUUUGUGAUUUGCCCCAUAUUAUUUUUUGGCAUAAUUUGGACACUUGAUUGAUGUUUACACAAAUGGAUGACACACUUUGGGUUUUACUGGGUGUUUCCAAUCACUAAUUUUGGUUAUUGCCAAUUACAAAUUUUCUAUUUCAACCUAAUUAAUAUGAUGAGUGUUUAUUUUAAUGUAGUCUUAUUAAUUUAGUUUUCAUUAUCAUCAUACAAUAAGGUAACAUAGUGGUACAGGUUGUGUUGCUGUCUCACAGCUGCUUUAGUAUUGAGCUCGGGUUGCCGUGGAGCAGUGUUCUUUUUAUGGUGUGGUGUGGUGUGGCAUAGUGUUCAUCACUAUGGCCUCACACUUCCAGGGUUGAGGGUUCAAUUCCCAACUCAGGUCUGCGUGCGUGGAGUUUGCAUAUCCUUCCUGUGCUUGGUGGGUUUCCUCCAGGUAGACCGGUUUCUUAGACAGUGCAAAGACAUGCAGGCUAGACUAACUGCUAUUUCCCAAUUACUCGAAGUGUGUGUGCUUGUGGCCUGUGAGCAGAUUGCCUGUCCCCCGAGUAUGAGGAUAGGCUCUUGGCCUCCUGUAACCCUGUACAGUACAAGCAGUAUAGGAAGCUGAGUGAGUAAAAUUAAAUGUUAAAGUUCCUGAAAAAGGCUGGUCAUGUGCUGUGAUUGGCCUGAUCAAGGUUCUAAUGAAUUUACAGUCUGUAUUUUAAUUUGAAAAAAAAAAAAAAAAUCUUAUAAACUGUAAUUAACUUGGAGGGUUUGAGCUAAUCUCUGUUAUUCCACUAGGGAGCAAAAUAGAGUAAUAAACCGAAGCAUGUAAACUGAGCCACUGACAAGUCCUAAUAAUAAGUGAUUUUUUUUUACUAUUUGUAAAAAACAUAGAAUCCCAAUUAAAUCUAGUUUCCUCCAGAGUUGUAACAUUAAAAAUUUUGGAAAAGUACAAGCGGAAAAUACCUUUGCAUAGAACUGUAUGGUAAAUACUUAAAUAAUAAAUACUUAAAAAGAUGCAUUUUCUUGGUAAUAAAAUGCUUUGUGUUUGUUAAA